ACAUUGUUAUAAAUUAUUGUUUAUGCUAGCAUUUGUGGCGAUAAAUAUUAUCGACAUUGUAACUGAUUUGUAGCUAAGUACUUUGUUUAGCUUAGCUGCACGAUGGCGGAUAUUCCCAACACAGGGGGUGGUAAGAUCCGUUCAAGACGUGCAGCUUCGUCCAGGAAACCAUACAGCCGAGCUUCAUCUCAGAAAAAGACUUUAUUCAGUCGUGUUACGGAUACAUUCAAAAAUCUUUUGAAUCCUUUUACGCCAAAAUGGCUCACAAAUCGAAUGAACCACGAAACAGAUGAUCAAGGAUCUCCUUCAACAAGGCAAAAUCAAGUUGAUCGUGAUGAUCGUCCUUCGACCUCCUCUAAUCACCAGGAAACACACAGUCAUACCAAUUCCAAUCGGGGAUCACCUAUACGACCACGGCCACCUUUGUUCUCUUCGAAAAUAUCAUCGUCGUCUGUGCAGUGUUUUGUAACUCCACCUGACACGCCGCCUGUUUCUCAGCAAAAUCUCACUCCCUCAGCAUCUACCUCACUCUCGCGGAGUGGUGGUAGUAGAAAGGCAGGAAAAGAGGACCUUUUAAAGCAUCUUAACACCAUGAGCAGCAAACGAGUGAAAAUUGAUUCAGAAUCUCCAAUCGAAAGCGAAUCUUCUUUUUUGAGAAAAGAAAUGAAAUAUCUUUCUGCUAAUGACAAUGCAUCAGUGGCCUCAUCGAGUGGUUGUUCUUCAUCAAUGCAAGCUAGUCAAAGAACAAACACUUCAGCAGACAAUGAAGGGACUGGAAGCCAGAAAAAUCUAUGGACUUCAUCCAUGGAUUCUCUAGCUUCAAGUAGAACAUCUUCAUCUCACCAACAACCUACGAUGACCAGUCAUAAGCGUCCAAGAUUUAAUCCUGCUAUAUUUGGAAUGCCUGCUGUGGGUUCAUCCAGUGCUCCUGAUCUCAACCAAAGUUCAUUUUAUAAUGGUCCGGUUCAAUUUGGUGGUGCCAAUGCAUCUGGAAAAUCAAGUCAUUUUGCAACACCAUAUAAGAUACCUUCCGUUACUAAGGUCAAAGUUCGUCAUAUCAAUCAUCAACGGACGCCUGUUCGCUCAUCCAUGCACUCGUCAAGAAACACAAAAAGUGAAUUAGAAGAAUCAUCUGCAACUGGUAUGAGUUCAACGGCGAAAAAAAUCUUGCAGACUUUAGAAAAGAUGUCAAGUCCUCUAAACGAUGCCAGAAGAAUUCCCAUGACACGAACACCAUCUUCGUUCAUGGCUGAUCGACAAAAACGUCGAACUAUUGGUGGAUCUUCGAGGCUGGGAACUUCCAUGCUUCAGCCUCCACCGACUGUCGGAAUCUCAAGUCCUUCUACUGCACGAUUACGACGCAGAAGUCAUAUGCCUAUGAAUAAUAGUUUACUUGUGAGAAAACAACCACAGUUCUCUGAAAGGAGGGAAAUGGAAGACACUAGAGAUGAUCCAGGGCCAUCUACAAUUGCAAUUCCUGAUUCGAAAUCGAUUUCAGUUAGAGGAUUGCCAGGUCCUAUAUCAUCAAUGACCUCAUCAGCAUCUAUGCCAAAAAGAAAUUCACGAUCAUCAUUUGGUAAUGAGGGAUACGGUGGUGGCGGAGGCGGCAAAAUGAAAUCACAAAAAAGAACAUCUGCACAUUAUUCAUCAACACAAAAUGAUGAAGAGGAAAUGUCCGAGGUCCCAGAUCUUCCCAACGUUCCUCUUCCACUUUCCAAUCUGCCGUCGUUUAAUUUCGGUAAAUCGAUGAUGACGUCUACUCCCACGAUAAGACCAGCAGAGAAGAAAAAGAGUCAAUUGGAAUCGAAUCAGCCUGAAUUUAACUUCGCGUCACCUUUAGUGAAAACCACGAACACAGAUAAUGGGAAAGUUCAAUCAUCUACUACUAAUACACCAAAGUUUCAAUUUAGUUCUCCACCUAUAAAGAGUUCAUCAAUCGGAGAUGAGCAGGAAACCCCCAAAGCUCGUCCCAGUUCCAAUUUUAAUUCCGGUAGCAAAAAUAGCACACCAACAUUGAUGUUCGCACCUGAUCCAAAAAUUGUCUCGGCUGUGAAAGCAACUAAGAGAAGAUCUUCACCGUUAGCUACUCCAAACAACGCAGCCAAUUCGUCGUCAGAUGGUAUUGUUACUUCAUCUGAACCGCUCAAAGCUGGCAGUGUAAUGGAUAUCUUAGGUGGAAAGAAAACAAAGGCAGACUCUACCUCAAGUCCAUUAACAAGUGGAUCAUCAACUUUGCCACUUCUAACACAAAAUAAAUCCGGAUGGAGGUGUGACGUCUGUAUGCUACAAAACGAUGACGCCACAAGUAGUUGUGUGGCAUGCGCGACUCCAAAACCUGGUGGUGCCAUAAAACCACUGCAAGCCUUAACAUCUAACAAUAAGGGAUGGAGGUGUGACAUAUGCAUGGUACAGAAUGACACUGAAAACGGAAAAUGCGAGGCAUGUAAAACACCAAAACCUGGCUCAGCUGCCACGAACGCACCGAAAAAACUCAGCGGGGGUCUUUUUGGUUCUGGUAACACCAAUAUCGCCCCAACGAACCCUAAAUUUUCUUUUGGUAUCAAACUGAAUAAAGAAUCGGAUAAUAACGACCAAAAAAGUCUUGGUUCGAUGUUUAAAAAACCGACAGGGUCGUGGAAUUGCGAGUCCUGUUUUCUGCGUAAUGACGCUUCUAAUUCGACAUGCGAAGCUUGUCAAACACCAAAAUCUGGGGCUUCAGCAAGUUUGCCAAACAACGUUUCUUCCAAUACAUCAGAAAAAGCCCCAACGUUUAAAUUCGGAAUGCCAUCAAAAAGUGCUGCGGAUAGUACCACCAAGCCUAGUUUAGGAUCUUUAUUCAAAAAAGCUCCCGGGUCGUGGGAAUGUGAAGUUUGUAUGGUCAAAAAUAAUCCAGAGAGGAAAAUAUGCGAGGCGUGUGAAAGUCCUAAACCAGGAACUAAGAAAGAGCUGAACACUUCCUUCAAAUUCGGAGAUGCGUCGGCUGGAAUAAUAAAAUUCGGAAUACCCGACGCAAAAGCUCAAGUGGAAACUAGCAAAAUCACAAUUGAAAACAAGAACGAAGAAAAACCAAAACAGGAUCCCACAAUCUCACAAACUAACGCAGAGCCGCCUGCUUCAUCAAAUCCCUCAUUUCAAUUCGGAGCCCCCGCUGCUGCAUCUGCACCCACUUUUGGUUCUACUGAACAAAAACCUGGAAUAUCGGCUCCUACGUUUGGGUUGAAACCGCCCGUCUCAACUGAACAACCGUGCUCAUCAGAACCUGAGAAACCGAAAACUACAGGCUUGUUUAGUUUUGGAGUUCCAAAAACGAAUAACGCGUCUUCUGAACCAGUUGCAAAAGAUGCCAAACAACUUGGAUUUACUUUUGGUGCCCAGCAAUCAACAUCUUCUGCACCAGAAUCAUCUGGUUUUAAAUUUGGUGUUCAAGCACCUGCAUCAUCUACCCCUCCACUAGGAAAUGAAACAAAGCCAUCAUCAACUGCUUUUUCGGCACAGCCUACUCUGAGCACUGCUCCAGUGUCAAAUACUGCUACAAUACCUACAUUUGGGGUGUCUACCAAUUCGUUAUCGCAAACAACGCAAGCUAAUUCAAGUUUAGGAGGGUUUGGUGGUUUCAAAGCCCCUACUGUUCAAGCACCUACUAAACCAGAAGAACAGAAAUCCGCAGCAUCGACUUUCUCAUUUGGACAAAACAAGCCAGCACAGUCUGGCGGAACUUUCCAGUUCAGUGGUUCCAAUGCAACAGAACCUGCAAAUCCGACUUGCAGUUCUAAUGCAGCUGCCAACAAGACAUUAUUUGGAUUAGCACAAUCGGCUUCUGCUCAAGAAUCAAAGCCAGCUUUUGGCUUCGGAAAACAACAGGAUAAACCUGUCUCAACCGGAUUCACAGGUUUUGGAAAUCAAUCUACUGGAGCUAAUGAUGCAAGCAAGCCAUCCACCUUUUCUGGAUUCGGUGCCACCAACCAACAGAACAACGCACCAGCAGCUGAACCGCCAAAAUCCACAUUUGGAGGUUUCGGUUUUGGAUCUUCUGCUCCUGCAGUUUCAUUACCAUCAGGUGGGGUUUUUGGAAGUACCCCGUUCGGGGCGAGUACAGCGUCAAGUAAUUCUCAGCCUUUUGGAAGUUCUAAUUCGGCGUCUGUACAGCCGUCUCCGUUCGGACAGACUAGCUCUACAGAAUCUACCGGAAUGUUUGGCACCAACCGUAAUCCGCCGCCUCCGUUCGGAGCUCAGUUGACAAACAACGCGAAUCCUGGGAUACCAAAACCUUCGUUUGCUUUCGGUGCAUCUUCUAAUAAUGAGCCUUCACAACAAAAAACGCCAGCUUUUGGUGGAUUUCAAUUCGGAGGAAACAACGAACAGAACGCUGCACCUGCACAACAAAGCGGCUUCAAUUUUGGUGCGAGCAGUGCAGCCCCUGUGUUUGGAGGAACGCCUAAUAAACCUCCGCCAGCUUUUAAUGCCACCCCGGCUGCCCCAGCAGCAGGAUUUCAGUUUGGCAACUCUUCAUCCAAUCAAAGCAAUGGCAUGUUCCAGUUUGGAGCCGGAUCUAACCAGUCGAAACCAGAACAACCUGCUGAAAACAAGUCAGGAAUGUUUGUUUUUGGUGGAAAUAAUCCAGCAAGCAAUAACACACAACAGCAACAAUCAACUGGUUUUAAUUUUGGAGCUUCUACAGCCCCAUCGUCUUUCAAUUUUUCUGGUUCUCAACCGGCUACAUCUCAGAACGCGUUCACCGGAAGUGUGUCAAACGCAGCGUUCACCGGAAGUACGCCAAACGCAAACCCAUUCAAUGCUGCAUCAUCUGGUGCCACCCCGGGGGGUAGACGUGUAAGACAAGCCAGAAGAAGACUUAAAAAAUGAAAAUGUAAAUGAAAUCAUAUCGGGUGAAUGUGUUUAGAAGGUGAAAUGAUGAUAUAGCAUUACAGUACGAAGCAUAAUGCUUGUAUUGGUAAUUGCUUUUACCUAAUAUGGAAUCGUGGAUUUCAAGUUCACAAUGUUGCAUAUUUGGUUGUUUUCGAAGUCGAAAUUUGGUUUUUCGAUCUGUCUUUAUGGCACAAUAUGACUGAAUAAAUAAAAAAACUCACAAAAGAAAAAAAUCGAGAUUUUUUGAUUUGAUCGAAACUCUGUUUUUUGAUAUUGUAUAUUUUUUCGAAUUAUUCUCACAAAAACAGUGUUAGCUAAUCACGUGGCAAAUGUCGUCGCUCGCUGGACAAUAAAAAAGCCCAGCAGCGGAAAUAUGCGCCUAUUUUUGGUGUCGUCAAAAACAUCGCUACCUACCCGUAUAUGGUAUUUUUCCUGCCUUUUGUGUGAAUAAUGAUUAGUUCUAUGUGUUGUAGUAAUUCUGUGUGAAACUAGGGGAUCUAUUCAGUCGAGUUCCAUAGAUGUUGUUCAGAUUUUGUUUGGACCGUGUUCAAUCACGUUGUAAAUUUAUCCCCUUAAAAGUGCAAUAUGCAAUGAUAUUAAUUUCAUCUAGUUGAGUACAAAGUUCUUAUUUUUACUGUAUUAUUUCCAUCAUUGCCAAAAAAUUAUAGCGGAGAAUUUUGUCGCAACGAUUUCAUCCAUUCCUAUUAUUUAUUGUGGGUGCGCGUGCCAUUAUCUAUAUCUAUAACAUCGCUAUUGAUGAGGCAGUUACACGUCAUCACCCCCAUUGGUACAAAAAUAUAUUUUUCUACGAUCUUGUUCCUUCGCGUUUUUGCUGUCACCCUCGUCUUUAGCUAACACUGAAAGUUCUAAUACAUAUUUUGAAUGUCGCUUUCGUUGUUUUUUUUGCUUUUUCAUUUUUAAAUUCUCUGCCGCAUCAAUUUUCUUUUUUGCUGUACGCGAUUACCGCAGCUUAACAGGUAAAUUUUACUUAAUUUUGUUCUUCUCAACAGCAUUUGUUAUACAAAAAUGCAUUUAUUUGUUAUAAAUGGUCUGUUUGAUUUACUAUAAAGUGAAAAAGCGAUUUUCUGUCCUAUGAUUCGCUGGUUCUUACUAAUUCUGAGUGUGUCUACUUUUAUAAAAAUAUCAUAUGGCAUCCAUUUUUUGUUUUGGCCAUACUGAUAAUAUAAUAUUUAAACUUUGGUGUUGAUAGUCAUCUGUUUUAAUCAAAACACUACCUUUUGAUGUUAAUUUGCCAUCAUGGUUUGAUUAGAACGAAAAAUUAGGUACAAUUGAUAUUUUUUCAGUUUCUCCAAAUGGUAAAUUACUGCUAAAUACAUCAUGUAAGUUAUAAAAAACUUCCGAAAUAGCGCUGUUAAUAAAAAAAAAUUUGGAUUGUUGUUAUGACAAUAUAUGGAAUUAUUUAAUUCAUCCUUUCCUGAAAUUAGCAGAAUGAAUAUCUAAUGUGAAAUAUUUGUCAUUUUCCAUCAAAAUGUAGAAAAAAAAAUGUGACAUAAUUUUUUGUUAUUGUUUAAAAUUUGAAUAAAAAUAACAUGCCAUAAUAAAAAUCCCAAUGGGCAGUUCGAUAAUGGCAGGAAUGUGCUCCAUAUUGCAACAAUCCCCCUUGUUUUGUCUCCUAUAUUGAGAAUGGUAAGCUCAAAUAAUAAUGUACAGUGCCAUCUGUUACUAGCUCUGAUCAAUGGAUGGUCUUUUCUAAUUCUUGAUUCAUUUUUGUAUGGUAUUGCGCAAUCUUGUUCGAGUUCUAAUAAUAAUUAUUUGUGUUGUUGCAUAUUUUGUAGAAGUCUUAUGGUCUGCAAUUUUGAAAAUUAACUAAAAUUGGUUUUUUACACAGUGGAAUUUUCUUACCGUGACUGCCGAUGGCUGUAUUCCGACAUUAUUUUUCUGUAUUUCUUGUGACUGGUCUGUUUCGAAAUACUUUGCUUAUUCACACGUCGAUGACUCUUUUUCACAAAUUUAUAGCUGUUAAUAAAAUUUUCUGCUUAUAAAAUGCUUUCA
Styela clava is the source of this 6879-nucleotide messenger RNA. RefSeq lists its product as uncharacterized. Lineage: Eukaryota; Metazoa; Chordata; Ascidiacea; Stolidobranchia; Styelidae. Gene Ontology annotation, molecular function: structural constituent of nuclear pore. Gene Ontology annotation, cellular component: nuclear pore. Gene Ontology annotation, biological process: RNA export from nucleus; protein import into nucleus. The record is from RefSeq and is a predicted model, not a curated record.